GAAUAGGUGUCGUGGCAACCAUCAAGCCGCUUCACGGACAAUGGGGCCCUUCCGUUACCUCUCUCAUUUGGCUCUGAGCAGCACAUUUCUCGUCUUGACUGAAAGUAAGCUCUCAUGUACGCCGGACUCAUUUUCGACGUACCUGUCAUCUGCUGGCCACGACAACGCCACAGUCUUGCAGGCGGUCAAAAUCUCCAAUGGAGACAGCUUUGAGGUACCGGCCAGUGACAUCGCCUACCCACAAUCACCCACCGAUUUGCCCGAAUUGUGUGUCGUUCAGCUCAAUGUUACCUCCAGCGCCACUUCAGCUUACACGUUCGGGCUUUUCUUGCCUACAGAGUGGAAUGAAAGAUUUCUGGCGGUCGGAAAUGGGGGCUUUGCUGGAGGCAUAAACUGGGCGGACAUGGGCGUCGGUGCACGAUAUGGUUUCGCUUCCAUGUCCACCGAUACGGGCCAUAACAGUGUCCUUUCGGACGGUAGCUGGGCGUAUAAUGAGCCUGAGAGGCUGAUUGACUGGGGCUAUCGAGCCAUGCAUGGCUCGGUGGUAUUAGCCAAGGAGGUCACAGCACAGUACUAUGGUGAAGAACUGAAGUACAACUACUAUAGUGGCUGCUCGACCGGCGGUCGACAGGGUCUGCGAUCGGUGGAAUUGUACCCCGACGACUUCGACGGGGUGAUUGCUGGAGCUCCCGCCUGGUGGACUUCACAUAUGCAACCCUGGACAGUCAAGAUCGGUACCUACAAUGCUGAACCGACCAGUCAAAUCCCCGAGAGCAUGUUCGAUGUCAUUGGCGAGGAGAUCAUCCGACAGUGCGAUCCUCAGGACGGACUGGUGGAUCGAAUCGUAUCGGCUCCGCAACAAUGCAAUGUGCGUCUGGAGACUCUUUUAUGUCAGGGUACCAAUGCGACGCAGUGCCUGAGCCCUGCGCAGCUGGGUACUUUGCGGCAGAUUUACAGUGACUACGUGGACGUGAACCAGACGUUUGUGUUUCCUCACCUCCUUCCUGGCAGUGAAGCGGAAUGGGCACUGUUGGUGAACAACGGGACUUCAGCUGCCCUGGGAAUUGACUAUGUACGGUACUUCCUCGGACUGGGAAAGCAGUGGAGCCAGGACCAGUUUGACUAUAGUACCGUCCAACUCGCGGAUCAGCUUGAUCCAGGCAAUGCAACUGCCGACGACUUCGACAUCUCGCCUUUUCAUCACAAGGGCGGAAAGCUACUGAUGUAUCACGGCAUGUCCGACGGAUGGAUCCCGACAGACAGCAGUCUAUAUUUCUACAAUCAUGUCGCCGAGCAGCUGGUGCCGAGAGGCAUUGAUCUAGACUCAUUUUAUCGAUUCUUCUAUGUUCCGGGCAUGCAGCACUGUACAGGUACACCACAGAGUAUGCAUGCACCAUGGUACUUUGCGGGCCCCAACCAGGCCCCCACGUUAUCAUCGAGUCUACACAGCGUUCCCGAGUAUAUGGAUGCCAGGCACGAUAUUUUGCUCGCCUUGAUGCAAUGGGUUGAGAAUGGCACGGCGCCAGAGCCGUUAAUUGCCACGACAUGGCAGAAUGACACCACUCAGGACACAGUCUAUCGCCAACGUCCACUGUGCUUUUACCCACAGAAAGCCGUAUAUACGGGUGAAGGGGACGCGAAACAGGCGAAGAAUUGGGAGUGUCGGUCACAAUAUUAGGGGUCAUCAGC
Aspergillus homomorphus CBS 101889 is the source of this 1689-nucleotide messenger RNA. RefSeq names its product tannase and feruloyl esterase. NCBI's taxonomy places the organism in Eukaryota, Fungi, Ascomycota, Eurotiomycetes, Eurotiales, Aspergillaceae. The record is from RefSeq and is a predicted model, not a curated record. Bases 41 to 1678 code for a protein of 545 amino acids. The transcript has 4 exons.